Molecule: messenger RNA, 1104 nt
Organism: Bombyx mandarina (wild silkworm)
Lineage: Eukaryota; Metazoa; Arthropoda; Insecta; Lepidoptera; Bombycidae
Biological process (GO): vesicle-mediated transport
Cellular component (GO): membrane
Source: RefSeq, a predicted model, not a curated record
UAUAUCCGGAAUACAUAAACUUUCGUCACAGAGUUGUAGUAGGUAAUUUUAACCCAAAUUGUUUUGAGGGCGUAAAUUAUAUUUACACGUACAUUUACACCCAAUAAGUGCAAAGAAACAAGAAAAUGGCAAAUCUAAAGUCAGAUUUAGAUCAAUAUUUGCUUCAAAACGAAAGUCGUCGGAGUUAUAAAUUUAGUUUACCAAGUUUUUCAACGCCUGCCUUCCUGUCUCGUAACACUGAGGAGACUCCGACGAGCACAACAAGCAGUUGGUUCGAAGAAGUACAAAAAGAGUAUUUCACUUUGAGCAGAACACAACGAUUCUUAGGAUUUGGAAUAUGUCUAUUUCUAGGAAUCCUAUGUUUCAUACUAUCAUUUAUCUACAUACCAGUUCUUCUAUUACAAGCUAGGAAAUUUGCUCUACUGUUCACAUUGGGAAGUUUAUUCUUUAUACUUAGUUUCAGCUUUCUGUACGGACCAUGGGCACAUUUGAAGUCAAUGUUCUCGAAGGAAAGAGCUCUUACAACAUCAAUUUACAGUAUAACUUUGAUAGCGACAUUAUACUGUGCCUUACAUCUUCAAAGUACACCGUGGACCAUAGUAUGUGCUGUCUUACAAGUCAUGGCAUUGUUCUGGAUGAUGAUGGGGUCUAUACCAGGAGGAUCAUCGGGCAUGAGGUUCUUUGGAAGCAUGUUCAAAUCAUCAGUUUCAAACACAUUGCCAAUUUAACACGAAAACAUUGUGUUCUAUAUGUUUGAAAGGAUUUUUUGUCGUCUGUGGUUAAAACUGUGACUGAUGUGUGAAAUUAGUUAUAUUUUCUUACUAUCCAAUAAAAUUAUUUUAAGAUAGUGAAAUUAAUGUAAAUUUUAUAAAUUCUAGCAUUUAGAUACUAUUGGUGAUACUGCAUUUCUAUACUAUAAAUGUUAAUAUAAACCUUAAAAUUAACAUUACAUGAUUCUAAAUAAAGUGUGGUUGGUAAUCGCUCUUUUUUCAUAAUUUUUAUUUUUUAUAAAUAUUCCAUAGAAUUCUGAAAAGUUUUAAUGCAUCCACUCAAACUGAACAUGGAUUAUAUAUAUAUGGACUAUAUAUAUAUAGUCAUUUAAUU